This is a messenger RNA of Laccaria bicolor S238N-H82, 654 nucleotides long. RefSeq lists its product as uncharacterized. Gene Ontology annotation, biological process: maturation of 5.8S rRNA; regulation of gene expression. Lineage: Eukaryota; Fungi; Basidiomycota; Agaricomycetes; Agaricales; Hydnangiaceae. The record is from RefSeq and is a predicted model, not a curated record. The transcript is spliced from 4 exons. Gene Ontology annotation, cellular component: nucleolus; exosome (RNase complex). Bases 1 to 654 code for a protein of 217 amino acids. Gene Ontology annotation, molecular function: DNA binding; RNA binding.
AUGACGAGCGAAACGAACAAGGUAAAAGCCAAGCUUGCAGCGCUCUCGGCCUCAUUUGAUGAUCUGGAAGCCGAACUCGAACCUCUUUUUUCUCAAACACUUCCAGAAACUAUCAUUGGACUCGAAUCUAUUCAGAAAGCAAAGCUUCAGACGGUCCUCCCUUACCUGGUGUAUGAUUUGAUCUUUAUUUAUCUUAAGUCGAAGGGCAUAGAUCCAAAGACUCACCCCGUGGUGCCAGAGUUGGAUAGAAUACGACAAUAUUUUGAAAAGAUAUCAAAUGCCGAAAAUCCUCCCAGCAAACGAAUAGAAAUCGACAAGGCAGCGGCAGGCCGAUUCAUCAAACACGCCAUUACCCAAGCGACAUGGACCAGGACUGCUGCGGAAGAAGCGCAAGAUGAACCAGAACCGACGCCAGCCCGAAUCCCCAUCAAAGUGACGAGUAAAAUGGUUGAGCGCGCCGAAUACGAGAAAAACCUGAAAGAAGAAGAAUCAGAAGAGGAAGAGGGGCUCAAGAUCUACGAGGGAAACAAUGCCAUGGUGGUGGAUAAAGAGGCCGACGUUUCUCACAUCCCCACAGGCAGAAAGCGAGGAAGGCCCAUACUCGACCCUUUCGCAGGUUUGCGUUAUUUGUCACUUCCGUCUUCUCACCAUUAA